Molecule: messenger RNA, 915 nt
Organism: Mesocestoides corti
Lineage: Eukaryota; Metazoa; Platyhelminthes; Cestoda; Cyclophyllidea; Mesocestoididae
Source: the annotation of a GenBank genome assembly
CUCAAGCUUCUACCGGAAGAAGUUGAAUCCCCUUUAGUAUUCGCGUUGCCGGAUAAGAGUCGUCUCUCUCUUGUUGAUUUUUCUUUCUACCUUCCUAUUGAGUUGCUGGGCAUCGAUAAAUGCAUCAACGUUAUUUUGGCUGUUCUGCUUGAACAGAAGGUGCUGCUUAAAUCAAGGGACUACAACGCUCUCACAAUGUGCGUAUUAGCACUCACUAAAAUGCUCUACCCGCUUCAAUACAUGUUUCCGGUCAUCCCGUUCUUACCAACUUCCCUCCCCAACGCUGAACAGAUUCUUCUUUCGCCAACACCUUUCCUUAUCGGCAUACCCUCAAGUUUCUUGCAGGAAAAAGGCCAAAAAAUCUCACUGUCAGAGAUUCUGCUUGUGGAUCUUGACUCCGGUCAGCUGAUUUACGGCGAAGCUCUUGCUCAGCUCCCUGACUUCCCUGCUCAGGAGAAGGACAACCUGCGCGAUCACUUUCUACGCGCCUUGGAACUGAUGAAGAAAGGAUCAUCAAUGGCUCCGGACGCCAUCGUUGACGCGCUAAUGUGCCCAAAGCGGUCCACAAAAGAUUCUGCGCUCACUGAUUCAAGCUUAGCAGAUGACCAACCACCCGUAGACGUCGAUGUUAUUGAUGUGGCGUCUCGAGUAGCCAUGGUCCGUUUUUUCAACUCACCGAGUAUCCUUGGUGAUUUCACUGAACACACUCGAACAUUGCGCCUGUUUCCACGUCCAGUCGUCACUUUCAAGUAUGUCUCCUUCAUGCGGUCCCGCCCGGUCAUGUACCCUUUCACGCAGAAGUUGGCCAAAACGCAGGUUCGAUUUUCCACUCUACUUUACUGUUGCGAAAUUGCAUGCCUACAUGCUGUGCCACAUAAAUACAUGAAGCGUAGGCUCCUCACCUUUGAGGUGUAA